AUGGAGGAGGAGAGGACGAGGAGGGAGGACAGUGUGCGCCUCAUGCAGGAGGCUCUGCGCACAUUUCACCAGCAGAACCCCGGCCUGGACCAGCAGAGGAUUCUGGAUCUGACGUUGGUGGAGUUGGCUGAGGAGCUGAAGGACGGCGCUCUGACCCCGGAGACGGCGCUCUACGUCUAUGUCCAGAAGGCUCUUGAAGUUCACAAGACUCUGAACUGCGUGACUGUUUUCCUGUCCGACUGUGAAGAUCAACUGAAGAAACUACGAGAGAGUGAAGUGAAGGGCCCCUUGUAUGGGGUCCCAGUGUCCAUAAAGGAGCAUGUUGGCUAUCAGGUAAUUAUACUGAUGUGUGUUUCAGAUCUUUUAUCUGGAGGUCCAAUCGUCCAAUCGUAGAGCCUCCAGGUCAUGGACCGGGCCCUGGACUGGACAUAGAGAGCCAUUUAUCCAACCGUCCAAUCACAGCUCCAUCCACUGCUAUGAAACCAGCAACACAAUCUACGGAUACACAAGGAACCCACAUAACACAGCCAAGGGGGCUUCGGGGUCCACAGGUGGAGAAGGUGCUCUGAUUGGAGGUGGAGGUUCGAUUCUGGGCUUCGGAACUGACCUCGGUGGCAGCAUUCGUCUCCCAUCCAGUUUUUGUGGGAUUUCCGGGUUUAAGCCAACAUCUCUACGGCUGAGCAUGCGUGGGGUCCGGCCCUGUAUCGAUGGGAUGACUGCAGUGCCUCUUGUCAUCGGUCCGAUGGCACAAGAUGUGGACGGUCUGGUUCUGGCUAUGAGAGCUCUGCUGUGUGAUGAGAUGUUCCGCCUGACCCCAAUGUUCCCCCCAUCUACUUCAAUGAGGAGCUCUACUCCAGCCAUACACCUCUUCGUAUCGGAUACUAUGAGGAGGACGGCUUCUUCCUUCCUGGUCCUGGAAUGAGGCGUGUACUGCUGGAGACCAAGCAGCUUCUAGCAGAGGCUGGACACCAGGUAA
This is a messenger RNA of Staurois parvus, 976 nucleotides long. NCBI's taxonomy places the organism in Eukaryota, Metazoa, Chordata, Amphibia, Anura, Ranidae. The record is from the annotation of a GenBank genome assembly.